CUGAUAAACAAUUCAGAGAAUAAGACGGAAGUGUUUCUCGGUUCGUAGGCCUGAAAUGCAGUGCGAGCUGUUUUGAAAUACCAGCUGGCAGAGGCCCUAAUAUGUCUAUUAAUUGCUUUUGAUGAACAGACGUGUCUCUUAGCGCCCCCUUUUGGUUGUUUCUGCUGAUCCCCUAACUGACAGUCAACAGCACCAAAGCAAUUUACCUCCAUUAUGGACCCCUGAAUGAAGAAGACUGAAAAUGCGCUUCUUUUUAAAGACAAAUUUAAAGGGGUGAGUAUUUGACUCUGAACCCGAAAGACUGGAGAUGCACUGCAGUAAACAGACUACUGAAGAAAGAGAGAGAGAGAAAAAGCACAUUCUGAAAAUGACAGAGUUUGCUAUUUUAUAAAGAAAAUCCCUUCGAAAAGGUACGGUUAUUAAAGAUAAAGAAUAGUUUUAAAGGCUUAUAGUUGCAAUCUAGCGAAGAGGUGAGCAGAUGAAUCUGUAUGUGUCCCAAGAGAAUUGAUGCUCAGUGAAGAUCUAUUAAACCACAAUCCGUCAAGCCUCUGUUUUGCAGCGAUAACGCAAGUCCUGUCUACAUAGUGCUGACUGAUAAGAGGUGGUGCUUUCAAAAUAAAUGCUCUUUCGUGAAUUAGUCGCGCUAAAUCGGUUUAUGGUUGUGUUUCAUUAGAUACAGACGAAUAAGAAUAUAAAUAUAAUUUUCCGAAAAUAAAUAGCCAAGAUGUCUACCUUUAAAAUGACCAUUUGUUUUGCGGAGUAAAAGAGAGAGAGAGAGAAAAAAAUCCAGUUUGAAAAAACAAAAUAUUACGUCAUUUGUAAUAGGUUCAUUUGGCAUGCCGUGGUCUGAGAAGCACCGCUCGAAUGAUCCCAUAUCAGCUGAGGAAGAAGAGGAUGAGGACAGCGAGGAAGACGAAAUGAAAUAAUCUGCAGUGGCGUUCAUAUGCGUCUGCUGUCUCGAUGCAGAGUUUUUAUGUGUCUUGACGUUAUGCUAUAAUUCCUCUUUAGUAAAUGCAGUGUGAUGAGAUCAUAAAUUCUGCACUCAGCAUCUAUAAACCGCGGCGUCGGAUCAGCAUCAGCAGCGCGUCCCCGGCGCUCGCUCGUGUCCGGGUCUCUGUGGUGGUCAGGGUUCAUUGGGCAUUCACAGUCCGUCUGAUGUCAUGAGUGGUGACCUCCCCCAGAUAACCUGUCUCAUAAAUACACGCGAGUCGAGCACUGCUCCGGAGAGAAGUUUCAACACAUUUCGUCUGUGUUCAGUUAUUUGCUGCGAUGUUUGGAAACGGAAGCCGCUCAUUUCAUUUUCCGUCUCUGUGUAAUAAUAUAGGGUUUUUGCAGAAGAACAAUAAUGUUGACGACAAGAGCCGAAUUGUCAGGUUUUUUAACGACCAGCAGCCCAGGAGCAUUUUAACACGGGACAACGAGCGAGACCCUCGCUUCAGACGCACAGAGACAGACUUCUCCAAUCUGUAUGCGAGAGAUCUGCUUCCUGCUAAAAAUGGUGAGGAGUAUACGAUGCAGUUCCUGUUGGAGGUGGUGGACAUACUCACUAACUAUGUGCGCAAGACCUUCGACAGAUCCACAAAAGUGCUGGACUUCCAUCAUCCGCACCAGCUGCUGGAGGGAAUGGAGGGCUUCAGCUUAGAGCUGUGUGAUCAGCCGGAGAGUCUGGAGCAGAUCCUGGUGGACUGCAGGGACACGCUCAAAUACGGCGUCCGCACAGGUCACCCAAGGUUUUUUAACCAGCUGUCUUCAGGUCUAGACAUCAUUGGUUUAGCUGGAGAGUGGCUGACCUCUACCGCCAACACUAACAUGUUCACAUAUGAGAUUGCACCCGUGUUUGUACUGAUGGAACAGCUCACCCUGAAGAAAAUGCGAGAGAUCAUUGGCUGGCCAAAUGGAGAGGGCGAUGGCAUUUUCUCACCAGGAGGAGCGAUCUCAAACAUGUACAGCGUGAUGGUGGCACGGUACAAACACUACCCUGAGGUUAAAAUCAAAGGCAUGACAGCGGCUCCCAGACUGGUGCUGUUCACCUCAGAACAUAGUCACUACUCUAUAAAGAAGGCCAGUGCAGUGCUGGGUUUCGGCACAGAGAAUCUGAUCUUGCUGAGGACAGAUGAGAGAGGUAGAGUGAUUCCGGCUGAUCUGGAGAACAAAGUCAUUGAUGCCAAACAGAAGGGGUUUGUGCCAAUGUUUGUGAACGCUACAGCUGGAUCUACAGUGUACGGAGCCUUUGAUCCAAUCAAUGAGAUCGCUGACAUCUGUGAGAAAUACAGCAUGUGGCUUCAUGUGGAUGGAGCGUGGGGUGGAGGUUUGCUGAUGUCUAGAAAACAUAGACACAAACUGAAUGGCAUUGAGAGAGCAAACUCUGUCACAUGGAACCCACACAAGAUGAUGGGUGUUCCACUGCAGUGCUCUGCCAUUCUGGUCCGAGAGAAGGGUCUUCUGCAGGGCUGCAACUCCAUGUGUGCUGGUUAUCUCUUUCAGCCGGAUAAGCAGUAUGAUGUCACCUAUGACACAGGGGACAAAGCCAUACAGUGUGGCCGCCAUGUAGACAUCUUCAAAUUCUGGCUUAUGUGGAAGUCAAAAGGCACUAUAGGCUUUGAGAAGCACAUUGACAGAUGUCUGGAGCUGUCUGAGUAUCUCUACCACAAGAUAAAGAACCGAGAAGGAUAUGAGAUGGUGUUUGAAGGGAAGCCCCAACACACUAAUGUGUGUUUCUGGUACAUUCCUCCAAGCCUGAGGCUUCUGCCAGAUGGAGAGGAGAAAAGACAAAGGCUUCAUAGGGUUGCCCCCAAGAUCAAGGCAAUGAUGAUGGAGUGUGGGACAACAAUGGUGGGCUAUCAGCCUCAAGGUGAUAAGGUCAACUUCUUCAGAAUGGUUAUCUCUAAUCCGGCUGUAACCAGGUCUGACAUUGACUUCCUGAUCGACGAGAUAGAAAGACUGGGACAGGAUUUAUAGAGCACACAGUUUGGAAAUUCAGUAGAUGUUAGUACAUUCGGUACGAGUAUUGGAAAUGGAGAAGACAUUUUGAAGUAUUAUAUCAGCUGGACAUUCCGGAGUAUUAAACCGUUGAGGUGCGCUAGAAUAACAAACCUCUCAGAUGUUCUAGAAUGUUCCAAACUGGAUGUGCAGAAUGCAGAGGUGGUGAGCUCUUCAAGCUAUGAUUUCAUAAUGAAGGAUCAGAUUACCUCCUAUAACAUUAUAUGUCCUCUCCUCUUCCCUUCUCCAUGUUCUCAUGUCUAUUGUGUUCUGUCUUUGGUGACACCAACAAUAAGGUUCAAUUUCUUAACAUUGGUUAACUACAUUCAUUAACAUGAAAUGACAUUGAAAAAUAUUAAAAGCAAUUAUUAAUCUUAGUUAAUGUUAGUUUAAAGAAAUUGCUAACAAGUUAUAAAAAACAAAAGUGUUUUAUCUAAUAUUAUUUAAUGGACCUGAGCUAACAUUAACAAAGAACAAUAAAUACUGUAAUGAAUUACUGCAGUUGAACGCUUGAUUCUGAUUUGGUUAACAAACAUUUAGUGAACAUUUCCUUUAAAAUCCAGAACUGGUCUGAAUUCUCAAUAAAAAUAAGAGCUUAAGAAUAUACAGUACCAGCAUCUAAUAGCCACCAUCCGUGUGAUUGCACAAAUCCCUAAUUUUUUAGCUGUUAUGUGAUGAAGAUUAAUUGAAGCGUGUACCAUUGUACCAAGUGACGCUGUGUUUCUAGAAUUUAUGACUCUUUGUGUCAAUUGUGAUUGUUUGUGACAAACACGUAUCACAUAGUUUUACAGUAAGAAAUGUUUGAAUAGUGGUAAAGAUUAAAUAGGGAUAUUUGAGAUAUGAUUUAUAUCACAAGAAUAAUUGGGUGACAGAGAUUAUUCCUGUACACUCCAAGAAUUUUCAAUUGUAUUUUGAGAGCCACUAUUUAUCUAUAAUGUUCAAAACAGUGCAUUAGAGAUUUUAAUUCCUUUAUUAACCAAAGACAUGGAAGAAAAUCACAUUUCACAUUUGUAACACUCUGCAACAUUAUAUGGCCAGAAGUAUGUGAACAUCUCAUUCUAAUCAAUGGGUUUUGUUAUUUUGGUUACUCCAGUGAACACAAUUUCAAUGCUACACCAUAAUGUUCAUCUAGAGAAAUGGUGGUGCCCAAAACAGGUUCGGAUAUGGUUUACUAAGUCUGGUGGGGAAGACCUUGACUGUCCUGCACAAAGCCCAGACGUGAACCCCACUAAACUUCUUUGCCAGACCCUCUCACCCAACAUCAGUGCCUUUGGCUAACUUAAACUAACCAUAGUGCAAUGAAUGCUGUAGUUGAGAUUUAGUCACUGGUAUUCACAAUGAAUUAAUAUAAAAAAAGGAAAAGAAAAAAAAAGUGUUAUGAGAAAAGCACAGCGACGUCACAGCGAUGAUCCUCCAGAGAGGGAAAUGUAUUUUAUUAGAAGCUAUAUUUGUUGUAUUAGUAAUUAUGUUUAAUUUCUUCAGUAGACCAAACACAGCAAACUAUGCUAAACCAACAAACUAUGCUAAUAUUUUGUGUCCGCUAUGCUCACUUCAGUCUGCACAGUAGAUGUAAAGCUAAUGAUAUCUAGAUUAAAGGGCCUGAGUGUUAAAUGAUGUGCAUUUUAACUGGCUUGCAGUAUGUGCAAUAUUGCUGUUCACUGUCACCAGUACAAAUAAACACUCAGCGUGAAAAAACUAUUGAUUUAUUUUGUGUGUAUUCAUAAAAGAAGGGAA
Molecule: messenger RNA, 4713 nt
Organism: Cyprinus carpio (common carp)
Lineage: Eukaryota; Metazoa; Chordata; Actinopteri; Cypriniformes; Cyprinidae
Gene: gad1a
Product: glutamate decarboxylase 1a
Biological process (GO): GABA biosynthetic process
Cellular component (GO): cytoplasm; presynaptic active zone
Molecular function (GO): pyridoxal phosphate binding; glutamate decarboxylase activity
Source: RefSeq, a predicted model, not a curated record